This is a messenger RNA of Zea mays, 929 nucleotides long. RefSeq lists its product as uncharacterized. The record is from RefSeq and is a predicted model, not a curated record. The transcript has a single exon. NCBI's taxonomy places the organism in Eukaryota, Viridiplantae, Streptophyta, Magnoliopsida, Poales, Poaceae. The coding region runs from base 221 to 604 and encodes 127 amino acids.
UUUGUCAAACUUGGCCGCCGAGGAUCCAGCCGACUAGUCCACUCUUUAUCAGUCGUCACAAACGCCCCCGCCCCGCCCGUUGACAAGCUGCUUCUUCCUUGACCUGUCCACCACCGCCGGCUGGGCUAUAUAUGGCUCCAAACCAAACGCGUGCCUCCGCAAGCCAGAGAGAGCCACUUUUCACCUUGCAGUUCCACAACACAGAGAUCCAGAUACCAGGAUGGGCGCGACGCUCCUGCAGGCGGUGGCGUCGCUCCUGACCAGGCUGCAGCGGGCGGCGCGGAGGAUGGCCGCCGGAACCGCUGGAGGUGGGGGUGGGAAGGGCUCGCCGCGGGCCCAGGCCGCCGUGGCGCAGUGGAAGAAGACCUUUUCGUCGCUGGCGCCGGCGUCUGGGACGACGACCAACAAGGAGGCCGCCGAGCCCGGGGUGUGGACAAAGGAGAUCCUCAUGGGGGAGCGCUGCCAGCCGCUCGACUUCUCCGGGGUCAUCUACUACGACGCCGAGGGCCGCCGCCUCGCGCAGCCGCCGCCGCCCAGGUCGCCCAUGCGCAGCCCGCUCCCGGCCUCACACGGGCUCGCCGCCGCCCACGCCCGCGCCUACUAGCUAGUGGCUAGGGUACUAGGCUACUAGCUUGUGUGCCUAGCUAGUGGUAGUGGAGGAUCACACCGAUUGGAUACUUGAAAAAAAAACAGAGUCGUCUGUCACUCUUCUUGGACCGGUGGCAUUUGCAGCUGUAUAACUGUAUUGUACAUGAUAUGAGAUUGGGUGUUCUUGUCCUUGUUUCCAUGGCAUGAUACUAGCUGUGCUGUAAUUGUAGGCUACGCAAGGGCUCAUUGAGGAUUGUGUGCUCAGCUCAUCUUCAUGUACAGUUUGUACGGAAGAUGGCCCACAGGUUUUUUUAUAUAUAAUAUUCCCUGCAAGUCUAAGG